This is a messenger RNA of Ceutorhynchus assimilis (cabbage seed weevil), 13058 nucleotides long. The record is from the annotation of a GenBank genome assembly. NCBI's taxonomy places the organism in Eukaryota, Metazoa, Arthropoda, Insecta, Coleoptera, Curculionidae.
CGUCAUUGGUAUAGUGGUUAUAUUAUGGCUGAUUUACUAAAAAAGACAAUUAUUCAAAUAGCAAGGCUGCAGUUAGGCGAGACUUUCCUAGACAAUGAUGCUUCGUUGAUUCAACAGAAUGUCGAAGGGAUUGAAUUUUUGAGGGAAUUUUUGGAAAACGAAAAUGAUUUGGUUUUGUGUGUUUUUUUGGAGAAAAAUGGCAAUUUAAAGUUUUCGAAAACGUUACCCGAUUUUGAAUGCGAAAAAACGAUAGUGUUUAGCAAAAGGCAGUCGAUAAAUGCCAAUAAUGAAGACUUCUUGAAACUCUUGCAAUUUAAUACAGUGACCGGUACUCCAACUUUGGAUUUGUAUGAAUUUUUGAAUAAAAUUUUCACUCCCAAGCUACAAAAGCAUUAUAACAAAAAUAUUAAACGCAAAAUAUUCACGCUACAAACCAACUUGAGGACAUUGAUUUUAACUGAAAAUGCUAAGUACCCCAUUGAACAAGGAAACGGCUUUCCAUUGACAUUUGUAAAUUCUAUUGAAGACGAAUUAAAAUACUGGGAUAGCGUGUCCAGUUCAAAGGCGGACAAAUUAACCAGAAAAUCUGCUGAAAAUUUCAUAAAAUGCCUAAAUUCCAUUGCUAAAGAUUUCAGCAUUAUAGAAUCAUUACCGAUAAAUGAAGUCGAAGAUUUAUUAGAACGCAGCCACAACACUCUGGAUGAUUUAUGGCGGUGCGAUCCGAGCUUCUCCAAGGAACGCAUUAAAAAUUUAAUGGACAUAAUAGGUCACGAUUUAUGGAAAGUUACAUUGAAGCAAUUCUCAGAAUGCGACAUUUGGAAGGACGAGUUCAAUAAAAUCAUAGAAAAAUGCGUACAGUCUCUUACAUUAGGCGAAAAAUGGCUGACUACUUGCAAACAAUUAACCGGACUGUUUUGGCCUAAUUAUUCAGGGAAUCCUUGGAAAGACGAUGUAUAUCAACCUGGUGAAUUAGUACAGUUCGUAACUACAAUCAGAGAGGUGAUGAGUAUACGGACAGUCCAUAAGCAAUUAUUAAAAUUAUCUACAGUGGAAGAACAAAGUGAAUUGGAUUGUGAAAUAAUUUUCAAGCCAUUCAAAGAUCUUGAAGUUUUCACUUACGAAGAUACCAUUUCCAAUGAUCUCUUGAAGGCCCGUAAAGAAUUUGAGUACCUGCUGCAACCAGCUGAAGAAAAAGUGGCUCUGAAAUUGAAAAAACAACUGAUGAGCAUUAAUGCUAAUACGAGACAACUGAUCUACGAAUUCACACGUUACUCGGAAUUAAUCAACCGUCCAGUGGUCAAGAAAUCUCUCCACGCAGAGCGCCAACUAUUACUCAACUCUCUCAACGAGUAUGUAGCUCAAAUUCAAUCACAAUCGAACCUGGAAACCUCGAAAAUUAUCACUAGACAAGAAACUUCAGAAACAAUAAAAGAACUAAUUUUUAUCCGGCAACUUGAAGCUAAAGCUAACGAAGUGUUAUUUGUUUUGGAAAAAUUACUACAGGAUUUGGAUGGUUACAAUGGAGUUAAGGAGUUUGUUUUGGGAGUUGUUACCGACUUAAAGGCUCAACAUAGUGAAUUGUUUGAUGCUUGGAGUUCGGAUGUUGUGGCUGAUAUUAAAAACAAUAAAUUAAGCCUCAAGGAAACAGGCCCAGUAAUUCAAUUUUCCAAAGACAAACUAAUGAAAGUUAACUACCCUUCAAGAUUAAUCACUCUUAUUUCUGAAAUAAGACAAUUAAAAGCUAUGGGGUACAAUAUACCAUCACUAAUUGAUGAAACGAGUGAUCAUGCCAAAAAAUUCAUGAAGUUUGCUAGAAUAUUGGAACAGAUUGCAAAUUUUCACAAUACAAUUGGUGACCGUAUGAUACCAUCGCAAAAACCCAUGAUGUUGAUCAGUGCUCUGGAGUUAUCAAAAUUAGUGCAGGAACAGGAAGUCGUUUCCUGGGGCCAGGAGAAGCACGUUGAAAAAUACGUAAACACUUUGAAAAAGACUGUGGAAAAAUUGAGCCAGAGUAAUAACCUAUUGACGUCGUUUCACAUUGAAAUAAUUGAUAAGAUUCGUGAUCUGGAAAAUGUAAGUUUACUAAAAGAAUUGGCCAGAUGGAACGAAACUAUUAAGAAUAUCAAAAACAUUACUUCGAAUGUGGAAAAUAAAGGCUACAAAAAUUUGCAAUCGUGGAAAACGGAAAUCGAUACGAAAAUAUGCGAAGUUUUAGAAAAGGAGUAUUCGAAAAAUUUAAAGUCGCUUCAUUUGAGUUUAGAAGAGAUUCGCGUGGACUUAAUCUAUCGAAACUCGGCUUUGGAUUUUUCGCCGAACAAGGAAAUACUGGAGCAAAUGUACGAGCAACAGCUCAAAAAAUAUUUGAAUAUACCCAAAAGCUUUAAGGGGAUUUCGGAUUCUUCGGAAAAUAUUUAUUCAAGAAUUAUUGACAGAAACCAGGAUGUUUUAGCAAACAUCUCCAAGGAAAAAGAACAACUUUUUACUCAACUGGACGCAGUCAUAAAACACUGGCAAUCCUGGUUACAAUUGGAACCUCUGGAUGCUAAAAAAUUAACUUCGUGGCAACAUUGGGAUUUGCAUUUUAGAGCAUCCAAAACAUUUGGGCAGGAAAUUGCAAAAUUACCAAGUACCGAAGAACGUGUUGGUUGUUUCCUGAUAGGCCUAUCCAGAUUGAGAUCAGAUCUGGAAUCGCACAACAGAAGCUAUUGGGACCAAUUGGUCUACUCCCUGAAAGACUCCAUAGCUCAAGACGUUGUCAAACUGCAAAACUACAUAGACCCAUCCACAGCAGCUCUAACAAAACAGCCAGUUACUCUGGAAGAAAUUGGCCAAAGUGGUUUUAAUUACAGUAAUAUUACUGCUGCACAUGAAGAAAUGGAAAUUACUUUUAAAGAAAUGCUUAAUAAAUCACAAACUUUAGCUAGUUGGUCCAGAGAGCAAGUGGAUUCAGUGAAUAGGCUCAAAGGAGCUUGGGAACGUUUGGGGAGCCUUAUAAGUAAUCAGCAACAUAUUAUGGCAAAACAGAUGGAAACUAUUAGAACCUCUCUGAACAUCCAACAAGAAAACUUGUUGAAAGAAAUUGAAAGAUUUGAAGCUAAAUGGACUCAAAUUAAUACAAUCCAUAAAUCUUUUGAUAUCAACGAAAACACUAUCGAAGGUGUUAACAAGUUGUUUCAAGAAAUUAAAGCCAAAAGGGCCGAAUGGGGUUUGGUUUUGGAGAAGAAAGAAGCUUUAUACUCGAAUUAUGUUAAAUUUAAUAUGGAAAAGCCAGAUAUUGUGAUUAUAAGUGAAGUGGAAAAUUCUUUGAAAGAGGACGAAACUUCUUGGGCGAUUUUCGAAGAGUUCAAUUUGGAAUUUCAAAAAUUCUGCCGUCAAUAUUGGAUUGUGUUCAGGAAAAAGUACUACGAAAUUGAGGAUUUUAUUAAAUCUUGGGAGGAAAAAUUCAGUGUCGAAAAAAGUCUCCCCAAAUUUAUGCCAGUCGUGUUGCAAGAUCUUCAGAAAUACAAGGAUAUUAUCCCGACCCUCAAAUACGUAAAAGGCGAAGAUUUUUCUGAAAAACAUUGGAACGACGUCUUCAGCAUCCUCAAAAUAGAACCGAAACCCAUCGAUCAAAUAUUACUCAAAGAUUUUUUGGAUGCCCACGAAAAUAUUAAAAGCAACUCGAAAGAGUUGCAAAGUUUGUGCAAGAAGGCUGCCAGUGAAAUCGUUAUACGUCAAGCUUUAAAAGACAUUGACCAAUGGGAAGUGCAGACAAAAUUCUUAUUGAAUAGUCAUUCGGAUUCAAAUGGAAAAAUGGUCAUGUUAGUUAAGGAAUUUAAGGAGAUAUUGAAUGCUAUUGGGGAUCAUCAAAUUUUGCUACAAUCCUUGAAGCAUUCCAAUAACUUUGAUGCUUUCGCGGAAAAAACAAACAGUUGGGAAAUCAAAUUGGAAAAUUUGAAUGGUUAUCUAAACUCAUUGGCACAUAUCCAAAAAAAAUGGCUUUAUCUGCAACCAAUUUUUGGCAGUGGCACGUUAGCGCAAGAAAAAUCUAGAUUCGACCGUUUAGAUCGAGAUUUCCGCAAAAUAAUGUCUUUCAUAGAAAAAGACACCAGGGUAACUGAGAUUUGCAAAUAUCCCAACUUAAAAGACACACUGAAAUCGAUUUUGGACCAAUUAUCCAGAUGUCAGCACAGUUUGGAUGCGUUUUUAAAAGAAAAACGAGACAUCUUUUCUAGAUUUUUGUUUUUGAGUGACGACGACUUGUUGGAAAUAAUUGGACAAUCUUCCAAAGAACAAGUUAUACAAUCGCAUCUUAAGAAACUGUUUGCUGGGAUUCACUCAGUACAACUUGAUUCUGCAGGAGACAACAUUAUCGCUAUGCGUUCUUUGCAUGGGGAAACUGUCAGAUUAGGAAGUCCUAUUGAAAUUAAACGACCAGUAGAAGUAUGGUUGGGUCAGUUGGUUAAAGAAAUGCAAUCAGCCUUGAAGGAUUUGUUAGUGAGUUGCCAGAGAGAGACCCAAGCUCCGGAUCCUUUGAAAUAUCCUUCACAAAUAUUGUGUUUGUCCGAUAACAUAUCAUUUACGUUGAAAUGUGAACAGGCUAUCAGUGGUAUGAGUUUGCCAGGCUUAUUAGCAAAAUACAAGGCUCAACUAAACGAACUUAGCUCACUUGAACUAAACAAUACCCCAGACUCUACCAAAUCAGACGAAAGCAACGUUUUGGAGUUGAAACUAAAAUCUCUAUUAUUAGAUACCAUUCACCACAUUAGAAUCUUGGAGGAACUUUUACAGAAAAACGUAACUAAAGUCACUGAAUGGGAGUGGCAAAAACAGUUACGAUAUUAUACCAACUCUGUUGGAGAUGUAACAGUCAAAAUGGCAAAAGCCAGAAUAAAUUAUUCUUACGAGUAUUUGGGCAAUGAGCAAAAGUUGGUGAGAACUCCUUUAACGGAACGAUGUUUUUUGACUCUGACACAAGCAAUGCACUUAGGUUUGGGUGGGAACCCUUAUGGACCAGCAGGCACUGGGAAAACCGAAUCUGUUAAGGCUUUGGGCACAAUUUUGGGGCGACAAGUUUUGGUUUUUAAUUGUGACGAGGGUAUUGAUUCGAAUUCAAUGGAAAGAAUCCUAACGGGUUUGGUAAAAACUGGAGCUUGGGGUUGCUUCGAUGAAUUCAAUCGUCUGGACGAAACAACAUUGUCAGCUAUAUCGAUGCAAAUCCAUGCCAUCCAAGAAGCUUUGAGAAAUAAUUUGACUGUCGUUAAAUUGGCUGAUCAGGAGGUUCCCAUCGACAAACAUUGCGGAAUAUUCGUGACCCUAAACCCUGCUGGCGCUGGAUAUGGAGGGAGGAAUAAACUACCAGACAACCUCAAACAGUUGUUUAGGCCGGUUGUUAUGACGCAUCCUGAUCAUGAAGAAAUCGCCAGGACUUCUUUGCAUUGUGACGGAUAUCGUUUUGCCGAUAGCAUAGCGAAGAAAAUUGUCGAGGUUUUUGAAAUGUCACGCAAAUUAUUGAGCAAACAGCAACAUUACGACUGGGGCUUGAGAGCAAUUAAAACGGUAUUAUCUGGCUGCCAAAUUGCCAUAAAAAACUACGAUAUUACAAAUAAAAACUUGACCAAAGCAGAAGAAUUAGGCUUAGUAGUGAGCACGCUUAAAAUGGACAUAACAUCAAAAUUAACCUUUUCUGAUACACAAAAAUUCAAUCAAAUUAUUGCAAACAUUUUCCGAAAUGUUUUAACCAUUGAAAAUUCGGACAUUGAUUCUUUGAAAGAAGCAAUACUUGAAACUUACAAAGACCUGAGCCUCAUACCAAACGAUCGUCAAAUAAACAAAUGCUUGGAAUUCUACAAACAACUCAAACAACGCAUGGGAGUUGCUAUAAUUGGCCCUCCAAGUUCUGGAAAGUCGACCAUAAUUAAAAUUGUCACGAAAGCCAUAACUAAGUUGCAACAAAAAAUUAAAAUCCACCCGGUCAAUCCUAAAGGUAUGCCACGACAACUGCUUUUGGGUUACAUGGAUCAUCUUAAUCAAUGGAACGAUGGAGUGUUGACUAGUUAUAGUUUACAGGUGUCUUCUGAACCUGAUGAUGUAUGGUCUUGGAUAAUAUGCGACGGUGACAUCGAUCCAGAAUGGGUAGAAUCUCUAAAUUCUGUCCUGGAUGACAAUAGAAUUAUCACGUUGCCAUCUGGUUGGCGAAUACACUUUGGACCGAACGUGAACUUUAUAUUUGAGACGCACGAUUUGAAAAACGCCUCUCCUGCUACCAUUUCUCGUAUGGGAAUUGUGUAUUUGAGCCAUGAAGAUGUUAAUUUUGAGGAGUUUCUUAAAACCACUUUGGAUAGGUUGAGUGAAGAUAAACGAGGAUAUCUUGAAGUUUUAUUGGGCGAAUUUUUUGUUAAAGCUAUUAACUGGUCAAUGAGUGAAGCUGAGUUUACUCUAAACAGAUCAAUAAUUUCAAUAGCUAAAUCAAGCUUUGUGCAGCUGUUGGAUGUCAAAAAUAAAUAUCAAUUUAUCGUUGGGUUGAUUAAUGGACUUGGGCAACAGCUCAAAUUGGAAUUCAGGCAAAUGUUUGCGGAAAAAGUGUUUGAUUGGACCGAUGAGACUCCUCCAACUUUUCCACUGAAACUAUAUUACGACCAAGACAGGGAGACUAUUGAAACUUAUCAUACAGAUCCCAAAAUUUCCGUAGAUAAUAUUGAUUAUGGAAUUCCCCUUAUAAAAACUGGGCAAAUUUUAAAAUAUUUGGAUAUUUUGAAAGCAUUUUUAGCCGAGCAGAAUCAAGAACAUUUGUUGAUUGUUGGGCCACAUGGAUCGGGAAAAAGAUUAAUGGUGCAACAUUUGCUAAACGACCACUCUGAUGUUGAGCUGAUUGAAAUUAAUUGCAGCUCAAACCUGUCAACAAAUUACGUUAUACAUAAACUGCAACAGCAAUGUAUCUCAGUCAGCACCUUCAAAGGAACAACUUUGAAACCGAAAAAAGGCAACUUGGUACUUUAUUUCAGAAAUUUGGAUUUACUAACGCCAGACGUUUGGGGCAGUAAUACGGUUAUUGAAUUUCUCAGUCAGCUGAUCGAAUAUAAGGGCUACUUCAAUAACAAAACCGAAUUUAUACAAGUCGAAAAUGUAUCAAUCAUCGGCAGUCUUAUGCCCAACGAUAAAAUGUCCAGCAGAUUUUUAUCUAAACUUCACAUGAUUAGCAUUGAGUUGCCCGAUAAAGAAGAUUUGUCAGUCAUACUUGUAGCUUACAUGUCAGCUAUAAUGAAGGCAUGUUUUCCUGCUAGCAACUUGGCAAAAACGAAAAUCGUCAAAUUGGUUUUGACGAUGAUGACAAUUUAUGAUAAGGUACAAGAAGCCUAUCAAAACUUCCGUCCAACAAGUCCUCACGACUUAGUACAAUGGUGUACCAACUUAAAGUACUAUUCCAACACUGAUAUAUCAAACUUUGAAGCUUAUUUAUUAGAGGUAUUGUGUUAUGAAGCACUAAACAUUUUCGUUGACCGACUGUCGCAAUUCGAAGAAAAAAUGGCGCUAAUAGCAAUGCUAGAUGAAGUAUUUAGAAUAAAUUGGGAAACCAUAGGCAUCGCUCAACAAAUAUCAAACACUACUUAUUAUGCACCUAGAAUCGAUACUGUGCAUAAAAGAGUUAUUUUUGAUAAAUAUUCAAAGGAAAAUUGGCAAUUUGAAGUACAGCGAGGAAUUAACCAAUUUGGCAAAGAAAACCAAGAACUCGAAACAAUAAUAAACGAUGAAAUUUUACUUCUAACAUCGGCCAUAAUGCGUUCGGCUGUAAUUCCGCAAUACCAUUUACUCUUGGUUGGAAAACCGGGCAUCGGACGUAAAACCUCGUUAAAAAUUGCGUCAGCAUUGUUAUCAAAGCGCAUUAUUCAUCCACCUAGCGGAAGUUUUCCUCUAUUCCAUAACGACCUCAAGCUAGCUAUUCAAUAUGCUGGCAUUGAAUGUGAGGACGUAUUUUUAAUAUUGGAAGACCAUAUUUUUGUAAAUGAACAAAAUAUGACUUUGAUUAAUUUGUUGAUGAGUUCGGGAGAAGUACCUGAGCUUUAUUCCGAUAUAGAGAUGGAUUCUUUGGUGAAAGGGUUGAAAGACAAGUUGGACAGUGAGAAUUUCGAAGGAGAAUUGAUUCAGUUUUUUGCUAAUAAUAUAAAGAAAUACUUGCACGUAUUCGUUUGCUUGGAUCAGGACAACAUAAAUUUGCGUGAUAUAAUCCUGAAAUGUCCCGCAUUUUCACAAAAUAGUGGGUUAAUAUGGCUGGGUAAAUGGAGUGAUGAUACUAUGAAAAUGUUCCCAGAGAAACUCAUUGAAAAAUUAGGCUCAGUAAAAGGCACAGAAUCCGGUCUGGAUUAUUUGGACAAAAUUUACAAGUCCUUAACAAACGCUACACCAUCGAGGUACAUUUCAUUGAUCAAAUUAUACUGGAACAUUUACAAGGACAAAGAAAUGACCAUUAAUGCAAAAAUUGAGAAACUAGAAGGCGGAGUGUCAAAAUUAACCACAGCCAAAGAUCUGGUAAGCGAACUGAAACAAAAAGCAGCAGAACAACAGGAGAAAUUAGCUGAAAAACAAGAAAAAGCGAAUGCUGCUUUGGAUAUGAUCAGCAACACUAUAAAAGGGGCUAAUGCUCACAAAGAGGAAAUGGAAGUGUUGAAACAGAAGACGGAAAAUGAAAAUGUACAAUUAGUAAAAAGAAAAGCAGAAAUAGAAGAAGAACUCUCCGAAGUCGAACCCUUAAUUCAAGAAGCCCGAUCGGCUGUAGGAAACAUCAAAACAGAAUCUCUGUCUGAAAUCCGAUCUUUAAGGGCUCCGCCCGAAAUUAUCAGAGACAUACUCGAAGGUGUAUUGAAGCUAAUGGGCACUCAAGACACCUCUUGGAACAGCAUGAAGAUAUUUCUGGCUAAACGUGGAGUAAAAGAGGAAAUUAGGUCGUUCGAUGCCACCAGAAUCCAAACGGAAAACAGACAAGCAGUGGAAAGGCUUAUGGCAACGAAAAAGGAUUCUUUUGAUCAGAAAUCGGCUAAAAGAGCUUCAGUGGCUGCGGCUCCUUUGGCUGCUUGGGUCGAUGCAAACGUCAAAUAUUCUAGGGUUUUGGAUAAAAUUCGACCUUUGGAAAGGGAACAGAACAAAUUAAAACAAAAUUUAAAUAACGCAGAAUCGCAGUUAUCGGAGCUAAACGCCAAUCUGUCAGACGUAGACGCAACUGUGCUGAAGCUGAAAGAACAAUUGUCUCAAUACACAAAAGAAGCUGCCGAAAUUGAAAUUGGCUUGAACGGAGUGAAUCAAACUCUGAGCUCUGCGGAAAAUUUGGUUCAUAAAUUGAAGGACGAGUAUCUGAGGUGGCAAGAACAGUUGGAAGAGUUGUCCAAAGAAAUUCAAGUUCUACCAAGCGAUUCUCUAUUGGCUGCAACAUUUAUUACGUUUUUGUCGGAAGAAGAAGAGAAUAAAAGACGGAACAACCUUUCCAAAUGGUGUACAGCAUUGGGAAGGGAAAGUUUUGAUUUUAUGUCAUUUUUUACUACAGAACGAGAUCAGCUGCAAUGGCAAUCUGAAGGGUUAUCUAAUGAUAAAGUUUCUUUGGAAAAUGCUGUUGUAAUUGAGAAGGGAUAUUUGUCACCAUUGCUAGUAGAUCCAAAUUCUUCAGCUAUAAGUUGGUUAAAAGUGCAUCACACGAAAACUGGGCAAAAUUUUGAUCACAUCACGUCAAACUCAUCGAAAUUCAAUACAAUACUAGAGGCAUCUAUACGAUUCGGAAAGACUUUAUUAAUAGAAGAACUAGAAGAAGUGCCUCACAGUCUCUAUCCGAUACUACGUGGUGAUUAUAUUUAUCAAGGUGAAAGAAAGAUGAUCCGUCUGCAAGGCAGACAAAUAGACUGCCACACAAAUUUCAAACUAAUCAUGUGCAGUAGAAAUGAACGCAUCCAACUCUCGGCUGACAUUGCUCCAUACAUUUGCGUCCUCAACUUUAACGUGACUUAUUCUGGAUUCAUUGAACAACUAUUAUCAAGUGCAAUAACUCAAGAAAAACCCGAACUUGAAUCCAGAAGAAAGCAACUUUUGCACGAAAACGAAGAAUUACAAGAGAAGCUUUAUGUAUUGCAAAGUCAGUUAUUGGAUUGUUUGGCUAAAUCAGAUGGAAAUAUUCUCAAUAACAAGGAUCUGUUAACAACCCUAAACGAAACUAAAUCCAGCUCGAUGGCUGUAGCUGACGCUUUGAAUGAGUCAAAUAAAAUUCGAACCGUCUUACGUAAGGAGUUCGAGAUAUUUUUGGAUAUAUCAUCUUUUGGAAGCAAAUUGUAUUUUGCUUGUAAAGAAUUCACCAAAUAUGAUGUAUUAUAUUCUCUAUCUACCAAGGCUUAUAGUAGGUUGUUUUUGAUUUGUUUACAGACGAUACAGUCUCAACAAGAAAAUCCUGACCUUCAAAAAAAGCACCUUUUCCAAAUCGUAUAUAAUUACAUGAGCAGAGGAAUGUUUAAAAAUGACAGGCUGUCGUUUUUCUUCCAUUCAGUUUACAGAAUGUUUCCCAACGAUAUCCCAGAAGAAGAAAUGAAUAUUUUCCUUGAUAAUGUACCAUAUCAAGAAACAAUCGAGUCUUCUGAUUUACCUUCUUGGAUUCCACCACUUUCAAUCCCAAAAAUUUUAAACCUAAAGACUUACUUGCCUAAUGUUUAUGCCAAAGCUCAACUAAAUGAAAGAACUUUGUGGUCGAGUUUCAUGGAAUCUACACAAUUGGACAAAGAUUUCCCAAAACACUGUCAAUUAUCUGAAUUUAAGAAACUGUUACUAAUUCAAGCUUUACGACCUGUUAAACUACUGACGUGCAUUGAAAAUUGUUGUUUAAGAAUUUCAGGUCUCAGAACAGUAGAUCCACCAGUAUUAAGCCUACAAUUCGUCCUGAAAGAAUCAAAUCCGCAAGAACCAAUUCUAUUGGUUACCACAUCUGGUAUGGACCCUUCUAUUGAAAUAAGAGAUUUGGCAAGGCAGCUUAAUCAUGGCUUUGUUGAGAUUGCCAUGGGGCAAGGAAAAGAGUCCAAAGCAUUGGAAAGCCUUGAGGAGUGCAGGAAAAGCGGCAGCUGGCUGAUAUUGAAAAAUUUGCAUUUGGUAACUUAUUGGCUGCCAAGUUUAGCUCAGAAUCUUAGGAAAAGCGAAUCUGUGGAUAAUUUUAGAUUAUGGCUUAUUUCCGAAUCCACUGAAAAAUUCAAUUCGGUAUUAUCACAAAACAGUCUAAAAAUUGCCUACGAAGAACCACAAGGUAUCGGUAACAAUAUGCAAAGAAUCUACUCUUCAUUGGGUGAAAAAUAUAAUAAUAAAUUAAAUAGGACUUCUGCAAGAUUAUUUUUCGUGUUUGCUUGUUUACACGCUUUAGUGCAAGAGAGACGAAAAUAUGUACCACAAGGUUGGUCCAAAUACUAUGAAUUCAAUCACACUGACAUGCAAACAAGUUUGAGUUUGACGGAAGAUUUUUGGAAUGUGGAAACUACAAGAAUUCAAUGGCAAUUCAUCAAAGGGUUGCUUAACGAUGCCGUUUAUGGUGGAAGAAUUGAAAAUAUUGACGAUAUAAGCAUCUUGGAGGCUUACUUGAAGAUUUAUUUCAAAGAUGAAGUUUUAAGUCAUAAAUGGAAACCAUAUGGGUUGAAUUUGAGCUUACCUAAUACUGGCCAUAAUAAAGAAUAUUUACAAAUUAUUAAACAAUUUCCAAACAAAGAUCAUCCGUCUAUGUUUGGUUUACCAGAAAACAUUGAUGAAGCAAGAGAAAAUCAUUUAUCAUUGAAAUUAAUUCAACAAUUAAAAGGAUUUUACCAAAACCAAACCCCCAAGGACAUUAAUUUUAAGGAAUUAUAUCCCUACUUCAACAAAUGGAAAAAAUUGAAUCAAGAAGGUUUUGUAUAUGACGAAUACGCAAAAGGAAUAAACCUAAUACAAAUUAUACAUAAAUGUUUCAUGAUUUUAAAUAAAAUAUCAAAAGGCACUAUCGAAGCGGAUGAUAACUAUAUUGAAGUGGCUAAAUGUAUUUUAAAAUCUCAGACUCCAAAAUCGUGGCUUGAUGUUUGGAACGGGCCAAAAGAUCCCAGUCAAUACUUACAAGAGGUCCUACAAAAAACUAUAUUUUUGUCGCAAUGGAAAUCGGCCAACAUUGACAAUUUAAUGAAACAACCUGUGAAAUUAUCAAUGUUUUUCAAUCCGGAAACAUAUCUGGCUUGUACGAAGCAAGAUUUUGCCAGGUCAUCUCAAGUCUCCCUAGAAGACCUAAUUUUGAGAACAACUUGGAACCGUUCCAGUGGAAAUGCAAUUAUUUUAUCCGAUCUACUUAUUGAAGGGGGUCUGCUAGAGAAUGAUACUUUAAGAGAGUGUAAAAGUGACUCUGGAACUAUCAAUUUGGUUCCAAAUUGUUAUUUAAGCUGGAUAGAAAAGGGUCAAACACAAACUGACGACCUAUUAGAAUUUCCUUUAUACACAACAUCAAACAGGGAUCAGAAAAUUGUCAACUUACAAGUAGAAUGUGAUGUUAAUUUACGAGAAACUUAUACACUAAGUGGCCUCGCCUUUUAUUUAAACUAUUGAUUAAGCAGUACAUUAUUAUACAAAGUCUUACGCGAAGAUAAAAUCCUCUGUUGGCAUGAGUUUUUGUAAAUUAUGACAUUCCCAUAUCCAGUCUGGAGCAACACAGAGGGCGCUGGGAUACAAGUCUUUGAACGUUUUGUAAUUGGAGGUGUUUGUUACUAUAAAGUCUAUGGAUACUUCUAGAUCUUCUACGAGAAUUCUGAAAAAAAAUUGCAUGCAAAAUAACAAAAUUAAUUUGUGUUAUUAGACUUACCCAUUAUAAGCCACAAUAUACUGUUUGAUAGUCUUCACUAAAUCCUUAUCAAGCUGUUCGUCAACAUAAAAUAUUUUAUUUUCAAAAAAAUCCUUAAAUUUAUUCUGGAAUUCCAAAUUAUUAUGACUAUGGUCACUCAUUAGCUCACUAUCUGUGUCCACACAAUAUUCCUUCUGAUGUUUUUUACACUUGGGCUCAGCUUGUUUUUUCAUUAACUUGGCUAUCUUUUCCUCAGUAUCAGAACCUUGUUCCC